GUGGGGCAUAUGUAUAAAGCGACAUACAUACAUAAAUCUCGUUCCUACUAGCAGCUUUGUAAACUUAUAAGUUCAUGCUUACUUUUAUUUGAAGAAAGCACGUAUUUAUUCCUUAUAUAGUACAAAACAUGUUAACAGGUGCAAUCACCGUAUGUUUACUCCUAUCUACAUCGCAAGCGGGGCCGCCUUUGAAGCAAUUACAUAUUCUGUUUCGACACGGAGACAGGUCGCCCAGCGGAUCAUAUCCAACAGAUCCGUACUGGAACUAUAGUUGGCCAGGAGGAUGGGGUUCGUUGACCAAUGUGAGUUGACCAUUCAUAAAGCUCAUGCUAUUUAACUGCUUAUACAGAGUGUCCCAGAAUAGAGGCAAUCGUUCGAAAUCAUGUGUCAGUAUACAGGGUGUUUUCAAAGUUGAGUCAUUUAUUUUAACGGCUUGUAGAACUUGAUAUACCAAAAACCAACUUUAUAAAAGUUGCAUGAUAAGAGAGUUAGCUUACAUUAUUGAAAAUUAUUUAAAAGAAAUCAUCAAGUUAAAUUGAUACCGUUUUUACAAAAACUGUUCAAAAUUGUCCCCAUUUGUUCGAUCAACCCAAAGCUUGCUCGGCGAACUCACGACUCUUCACAACAGAAAAAUCUUCUAUGUUGGGAUGUUUGAAUGUUUUGAAUAGCUAAAAAACUCACGCGCCACUUCUUACCUAAUGAUUGGGCAUCUUAUUAAGUAUUUCACUUUGAAGCAGAAGCGAGGGGGCAUAUGCCCCCCCCCCCAAUGGGCGCACAUGUCGACAAGCGUCCCUGCUCUGUUGAGUUGCGAUGCGACGUUGCCAGAUAGACGGAACUACGGGAAUGGUAUGCAAACGAUGAUAUGGACUGAUUGGUCUAAUUUAAACAUGCUGAUUUCGUCCACAACGAACGAAAGCAUAACAAAUACUCUCUAACCAAAGUCUAUGUGUACGAGGGAUGUCUUUUAAGUUUUGCAUAUGGAAUUAAAACAACACGGUAGGAAAAUUACAAAUGUACAAACUAGGCCAGAUUCUACGGAAGCAGUAUUCAGACUUUAUACCCGCCCAGUAUUCUGCAAAAAAUAUAGCAGUAAAUAGCAGUUCUGUUGACAGAUGUAUCAUGAGUGCAUUGGCAUUUAGCGCUGGCAUGUUCCCUCCAACAGGCGAGCAGGUUUGGACUCAGGAAAUUCUUUGGCAGCCUAUCCCUGUUCACUAUUUGCCCAGAGAUCUAGAUACAACACUAGUCAUGAAAAAGCCAUGUCCCAAAUACGACGCAAUGUUCAAAGACGUCGAGAAUUCUCCAGUGUUGAAAGCUCUAGAAAGAAAGUACAAGCCCUUACUUCAACACCUCUCAAAGCAUACUGGCAUGGAGAUAAAAACAGUUAGACAAGUGGAGAGUUUGUACAUCAUACUUCAUAUUCAAAGGUAUCAUAAUCUAACUCUUCCUAGUUGGCUGAAUGACUCCAUGAUGGCAGAUAUGAAGAUGUUGGCCGCGCGGACAUUGGCGUAUUAUUCAGAAACAGAAUAUAUGAAGAGAAUUAAGGGAGGUUCUUUCUUGAAACAUGUUCUACGCUCAAUGGAAAGUAUAUUAAAUGGGCAAGAAGAAGCUCAAGUUAAUUUAUAUUCAGCUCAUGACAUAACUCUCGUGCAUGUGCUGAGGGGUUUGCAUCUCGUAGACGACACAGUUAAGCCAGAUUACGGAGCUUAUUUGAUAUUCGAACUGUACACUGAUGGAGAAGUCAAGUUCAAAUACAGUAACGCCUGGGACAGCCAACCAGAUCCUGGUAUGGUACUAUGUCGUACCCCAUGCAAGGUAAAACAAUUGGAACAUAUGCUGAAAUCUAUGAUACCAGUAGACUAUGAUCAGGAGUGUAGAUUACAACUCGCAUCUAAUUCGUCUACAAGCUUAUCCAUAUGGACUGGUUAUGUGAUAUGUAUAGUUACCACUAUAAUUAUUUGUAAUUUUUCACAAAAUAUGUAUUAAACAAUUUCUAGGUCAUUUUAGUUGCAAGAAUGUUGAACAGUAUCUGCCUCAAGCUCUGAUGACUGUAUUUGUUUGGAAUAAUUGUAAUUUAUGAAAUAAACACAAGUCUUUCACGA
Acanthoscelides obtectus is the source of this 2099-nucleotide messenger RNA. The record is from the annotation of a GenBank genome assembly. NCBI's taxonomy places the organism in Eukaryota, Metazoa, Arthropoda, Insecta, Coleoptera, Chrysomelidae.